Hevea brasiliensis (rubber tree) is the source of this 2523-nucleotide messenger RNA. RefSeq names its product E3 ubiquitin-protein ligase ORTHRUS 2. Bases 49 to 2328 code for a protein of 759 amino acids. The transcript has 9 exons. NCBI's taxonomy places the organism in Eukaryota, Viridiplantae, Streptophyta, Magnoliopsida, Malpighiales, Euphorbiaceae. The record is from RefSeq and is a predicted model, not a curated record. Gene Ontology annotation, molecular function: ubiquitin protein ligase activity; metal ion binding. Gene Ontology annotation, biological process: negative regulation of gene expression via chromosomal CpG island methylation; protein ubiquitination.
UGUUUCUCUUCCCUCUGUCUUGUGUUGUGCUUGUCCUGUUCACACUCUAUGGCGCACGAUAUCUCGCUCCCGUGCGACGGAGACGGCAUCUGCAUGCGCUGCAAGGCAGUGCCAACUACCCAAGAAACCCUCACUUGUAUCACUUGCGUUACUCCUUGGCACAUAGUUUGCCUUUCUUCCCCGCCGGAAACCCUAGCAUCCACUCUCCAGUGGGAGUGUCCUGACUGUUCUGGUGAACCUGCUGCCUCUGCAACGGUUGUUGCCGGAAGUGGAAGUGAAUUGGUGGCUGCUAUAAGGGAGAUUGAAGCGGAUGCGGCUCUUACAGAGAAGGAGAAGGCGAGGAAGCGGCAAGAGUUGUUAAGUGGGAAGAUGGAGGAGGAAGAUGUGAAGAAGAAAGGAAAAGGAAAGGAGAAGGAAAGUGGUCAUGAUGUGUUGGACAUUCUUGACGAGAGUUUUAAGUGUUCAUUUUGUAUACAGUUGCCUGAGAGACCAGUUACUACACCAUGUGGGCACAAUUUCUGUUUGAAAUGCUUCCAGAAAUGGAUUGGACAAGGGAAGCUAACCUGUGCUAAAUGUCGGAGCACAAUUCCCUCUAAAAUGGCCAGUCAGCCACGCAUUAAUUCUAGCCUUGUGUCUGCCAUCCGAAUGGCGAAGAUGUCGAAAACAAUUGUUGCUGGGGGCCUCCCAAAGGUUUACCAUUUUGUACAUAAUCAAAACAGGCCAAACAAGGCAUACACUACAGAACGGGCACAGAGGGCUGGUAAGGCCAAUGCCUGCAGUGGGAAGAUAUUUGUCACUGUGCCACCAGAUCAUUUUGGGCCUAUUCCAGCUGAAAAUGAUCCUGAGAGAAAUCAGGGUGUGUUGGUUGGGGAGUGUUGGGAGGAUAGAUUAGAGUGCAGGCAAUGGGGUGCACACCUUCCCCAUGUUGCUGGUAUUGCUGGACAAACAAACUAUGGUGCACAGUCGGUGGCACUUUCUGGGGGCUAUAUAGAUGAUGAAGAUCAUGGAGAAUGGUUCUUGUACACUGGAAGUGGUGGUAGAGAUCUUAGCGGAAACAAACGGACUAACAAGGAACAAUCCUUUGACCAAACUUUUGAAAAAUCUAAUCAGGCUCUUAGAGUGAGUUGCAAAAAGGGAUAUCCUGUAAGAGUUGUGAGGUCCCACAAGGAGAAGCGUUCCUCAUAUGCCCCUGAGAGUGGGGUGCGAUAUGAUGGGGUCUAUAGAAUAGAAAAAUGUUGGCGUAAGGUUGGAAUUCAAGGUCAUAAGGUCUGUCGCUACUUAUUUGUUAGAUGUGACAAUGAACCUGCUCCUUGGACAAGUGAUGAGCAUGGGGAUCGACCAAGACCUUUGCCUGCUAUAAAAGAGCUCGCCAAGGCAACUGAUGUAACAGAGAGAAAGGAAAGCCCAUCGUGGGACUAUGAUGAAGAAGAUGGUCGCUGGAAGUGGAACAAACCUCCACCUCCUAGCCAAAAACCAGUUGAUACUGGAAACCCUGAGGACAGGAAGAGGUCACAGAAAGCUACAAGGAAAGCACAGAAUACAAAUGUGAGGGAGAAGCUCCUAAAAGAGUUCAGUUGUCAAAUCUGUGGGCAAGUGAUGGCUCAACCAAUUACAACACCCUGCGCACAUAACUUCUGUAAGUCAUGCUUGGAAGGUGCAUUUGCUGGGAAGACUCUUAUAAGAGAGAGAGGUAGAGGUGGACGGACACUACGAGCACAAAAGAAUAUAAUGAAGUGCCCGAAGUGUCCAACAGACAUCUCUGAUUUCCUUCAAGAUCCCAAGGUUAAUCGAGAACUGAUGGCUGUGAUUGAGUCACUGCAACGACAGAUGGAAGAGAAUUUGGAUAAUGUAAAAGAUUUAAGUGAGGAUGAGGCAGAUGGUUCUGAGGAGAAUCCUACUGAACCCGGAGAGAAUGAUUGUGAGAAGACUACUGCUCACAAUACUUUGGAAGGCCCAUCAAUUGAGCCCCAGAUGGCCAUUGAGAAGAAAGUUGAUCAUGGUGAAAAUCCUGUAUACUCUGAAGCUGUAGCCAAUAGUUCUGAAGAAACUGGUGAUGGCAGUUUGGAGGAACCAAAAGUUAGUUGCAAUCCCCAGAGGGUCAACAAGAAGAGGAAAGUUCAUUUUAAGGGUAGCUCUGAAGGUGAUAGUGUGAACCCGCAAGUCCCUGCAUUGAAGCGUUCUAAAAGGAAAGGUGCUGACAGUGGAGUUCAGUCAUUGGAACCUCCUGCUGGGCUGAAGACUAGGAGCUCAGUUCAGGAAGCAACAGCUGAUGGCAAUGAUUCGCCAUCGAGUCCUCUCAUUGUGCAAUCUGAUGAUGAUUUUGAAUGAUAAGGUUUCUGUUUUAAUUUAGAUAUGAUGGAUGCAUAAUUGAAUAUGCAUGAUUUUUUGAAUGGCUGGGUUUUUGGGAGCAAGCUCUGUUUUUGUGGUGCUAAGCAGUAAGCACUGUAUAAUGUGAAAACAUUCACUAUAUUUUUGUACGUGUAAUUGUGGAUGUUUAUGCUAAUGCAAAAUCAUUCUCUGCAA